AUGGCGGUAUUGGACGGGUUGCAAGAGCACCAUGGGACCACGCAUAUCAAUGGCUACGCAUCUACGAACGGUUCGGCUGCCAAACCAUCGACCAACGGCGCAGUGCACGACGCAUCCAUAGCUAGAACGGCCCCUAUCAGACUCCCUCCCGGUGGCAUAUGGACUCCCGCAGUCACCUUCUUCAACCAUAACACCGACACGCUAAGUCUUGACUCGCAAGCAAAGUACUACUCCUAUCUAUCGAAAAGUGGUCUCGCAGGCCUAGUGAUAUUGGGCACGAAUGCGGAAACCUUUCUGCUUACAAGAGAGGAGCGAAAGACACUCGUAGCGACGGCGCGUGAAGCAUGUGGGCCGUCCUUCCCCAUCAUGGCAGGAGUCGGAGGCCACAGCACCAAGCAAGUUCUUGAAUACCUCGCCGACGCCGCGGAUGCAGGAGCAGACUAUGCCUUACUCCUCCCUGCAGCCUACUUCGGCAAGCAAACUACUCCCGAGGUCAUUGACAGCUUCUACCACGAUGUCGCGACGGCCAGCCCGUUGCCCAUUGUCAUCUACAACUUUCCUACCGUUACAAACGGUAUCGACCUCGACUCCGCCACUCUCACUCGCCUCGCCAGGAGGCACGAAAACAUUGUCGGUGUCAAGUUGACAUGCGGUUCCGUGGCCAAGAUCACCCGCCUUUCUGCUGAGCUCGGGGCAGACCGGUUCGCCAGCUACUGUGGACAGUCGGACUUCUUGCUCGGAGGCAUGGUGUCGGGAGCCGCAGGCACCAUCGCAGGCUUCGGAAACGUCUUUCCCAAGACUCUAGUGAGGAUCUACGAUCUGUGGCAGCAAGGCCAUAUCAAAGAGGCAAUGGCGUUGCAUAAGAAGGCGUCCUUGGCCGAGCAAGCCUGUAAGGCUGGGAUCGCCACGUUCAAGUAUGCUGCUGCUGUGACUACUGCUAAGGCCGCGGGGAUCAAGGACGAGGUGGCGAAGGAGCAGUUGAAGCCUAGAAGACCGUAUGUUGGGCCUGGAGAGAAGGAGCAGAGGAGGAUUGAGCAGUUGCUUGAGCCCCUGUUGGAGAUCGAGGCUGGCUUCUGA
Messenger RNA from Saxophila tyrrhenica, 1077 nucleotides. RefSeq lists its product as uncharacterized. NCBI's taxonomy places the organism in Eukaryota, Fungi, Ascomycota, Dothideomycetes, Mycosphaerellales, Extremaceae. The coding region runs from base 1 to 1077 and encodes 358 amino acids. Gene Ontology annotation, molecular function: 4-hydroxy-tetrahydrodipicolinate synthase activity. The transcript has a single exon. The record is from RefSeq and is a predicted model, not a curated record.